This is a messenger RNA of Fusarium coffeatum, 5847 nucleotides long. RefSeq lists its product as uncharacterized. The coding region runs from base 1 to 5847 and encodes 1948 amino acids. The record is from RefSeq and is a predicted model, not a curated record. NCBI's taxonomy places the organism in Eukaryota, Fungi, Ascomycota, Sordariomycetes, Hypocreales, Nectriaceae. The transcript has 6 exons.
AUGACGGACUCUAACCGUCAGGCCUUGAUCGCGGCCUUUACCUUCGGAUUGGUCGCACACGCUGGUACCGCUGCUAUCUUUCUGGUCAGCAAACGUGCUUCCAAGAUCAUCCGAGAUGCACCGAGGCUGGCCCUCAUCGCUUUCCUUAUUUCUUCAACCCUUUGGGCCCAAAUACAAUUUGGUGCCUUCUUACUUAAUACCAACUCUACUUCAGGCUGUCAGGUUAUGAUCGUCUUUGCAUCAACAUUUGACCAGUUUGCUCGAGUAUGCAUGCAGCAGAGUUUAAUAUGGAUCUUCAGCACGCUCAGCCUUGCCUCUCUUACUGAAGUGGGAGUUAUGCAAGGAUUCAUCGUCCUUCGACUUAUCCUCGGUGGUAUCUUUGUUGGCUUUCAACGCCCACAGCUCGAGACUGUCUGCGUGACAAUGACUGUGGUUCUGCCGGUUGGAAUCACCGUCUCUGUCACAGACACUGCUUUCAUGGCCUUCCUUCUGAUGAGAGUCAUCUCUCGCGGAACCAACUCCGACAGCCAAAAAGGAUCCAUCACUUCCACCCAGUCCCGUGCGGUCGCACUUAUUGUAUUGGGCUACAUCAUCUGGACAGGAGCUAGUGCUCCUCUGAUGCUGAGUAUUGGACCGAUGCCUAUAGUUGCACGCACAACUGUGCCUGCGAUCGGUCUUUUGAUCUUGAUUGGCCUUCUCACUUUCUUCCAACAUCUGCUGUUUCCCAACGACAACAAAUCCGUGCAGUCGACAAACGUACCCGACUUUGAUGCUUCGCGAAACUUCGAUCCUCGAUACAUGUCCACAACCGACACCCGUGGUUUCAACUACCAAGAUGACAUGGCGACGACAACAAGAGGCGACUUCACGGGAAUGUCUAAACCCUUACCAAUCGCAUCAGAAUCAGAACAACUACCGACAAUUUCGAUGCCUGCUGCCGGACAAGCAAAUCUUGGAAUGGGUGGUGUUCCAGUAUUGGGCCAACUGUUCCCCCUGCCCAAGAAUCAGGCAGUCCCGACUUCCUCAGAAUCGAUCGAGGUCCACCAAGCGAUCACUGAGCAGACGAUGAUGAACAGAUGGGACUCUGGACCGACCUGGGACGAAAUGGCCCCAGAAGUGGAAACGACCAACUCUGUGGAAUCCGGAAAAACGUUUGAUAAUGCGAAUACUCAAAUCGCUCGACCCAAGGACUUGGAUGGCACCGCAAAACCAUCACCGGAGCCAGAACUUGCAGCUACCACCUCCGCUUUCUUGUCACCUGGAAUGGAGGGAGUUCGUCGACGAUCACCUCGCCAAUCUCCUCGACUCUUGCCAUCGCCAGCCUUGUCUCUCUUCCCACGCUCCCCUCGUGCCGCUUUUACUCCGAAGACAGCUCAAGCACAAACGCCCAUCAAGUCCACAGAAGAGACCAUUGUUAACUUCUCCUUGCCUGUCAAAGCACAGUCGUUGCACCCGCAUCAUCCAACCAAGCACCAGCCUCCGAAGUCCGCACCGCUGGCCGCUAUACCCAGGAGCAACGCUAGUGAGAUCCUGAGCAAGAGAGAGGAUUCUGCACGAACAAUUUCUGUCGUUCACAGGCCGCGACCUAUUCCUAGAAAGUCCAACAUUCACCGUGCCCUUUUCCCUGCUGAAAACCUCCAGCACCACAAGCGAUCGGUAUCGUGUGGCGCCGUUCUUUCCAAGCAGCCACUGGAUACCCCGGCAGCCAUCGAUUAUGAUCUAUCUCGACUGAACGAAUUGGCUACUGUCUUGGCCGCUAACGUACCAACUCAAACUGAGACAAGCCACCGUAGCACGCGUCGACGAUCACGGUCGAUGGGCCAGCUCCCGAUAAUGACAGCUGAUCUUGAGCUAUUGCCCCCAAUGCCCAAGCUCAACGAAGCCAAGCCAGACGUCGACCAAAGUGAGGCGUCUGCAGCAUUCUUGAGGGCGUCAGAAAGCCCUAUCUCAGCCAAGAGAUCUACUCAAUUUCCGAAGAGCCCUCAGACUACGAUCAUUAAUCUGCCUGGAGAGCCAGGCUCAGUGACAGAUUCGUCUUGGCAGGAUGAACAAGAGACCAAGUACGGACGACGGUCAUCGCCUAUUCUACCAAUUGAGGACUUGAGUGCGCUCACUCCCUCUACGGUGCGAGAUGACGAUGUGGCGAUGGACUUGGCUGAUAUUCGGUCGCCUGCAAUGCAAGUCCACCUGCAAAGGGCCUUGACAGUAACGGUUACACCCAAAAGUCAACAACGGAGCGGACUCGGCGUUGCGGAUGCCCCAUUGCCGCUAAGAGAGGAGAGCCGCCAGGCAUCCCUGGUUGCGCACAAGCCAACCGCCAGUGCUAAUGUCGGACUUGGAUCGGAGUUGCGAGGUGUCGCGGGUGUCCGCCCAACAUUUUCAGCAAGGGGAUACUCAACACGACCACGUCGGAGUGUGCCCCCAGCACCACUUGUUAUCCGCCGACCCGACAAUGUUUACGUUGAGCCGUCGCCUGUGGAAUCCGACGACAGUAUGGUGGAAGUUACUCAAAAUGUGGGAUCACCGCCUAGCCGAGAUUCGCGAUAUGGAAGUGCGCGCCAGUCAAUCUUAAAUGGGUCACGGCUUAUCCAGCGCCAUCAAUUAGAGGCGGACUAUGAUCUUGUCGCCGCCCUGUUUCCUCAGACCGACCUGAAAGCCAAUGCAAAGCUCGUGCCUAACUCUGGUUACCCCAGGUUUACAGCCCCGUUAGGAACACCAACCCCUCCUGAUACUGAUGAGGAGAGCGAAUACGACGAGGAUCUUGAUGCUUUGAUUGGCCAGACCCAAAGCACUCCUGCCAAGGCGGCCACGCACCUGUGGUGCCCCACAGCUUCCGUGGAGGUGGUUACUAGCACCACUACGUUGUCACUCUGGACCCCGGCUUCUAGGCCUGUGAGGAAAAUCCUGGCAGAGGAGAUAGCUGGACCGUCGAAACGUGGCCCUGUGAGGAAGGACCUGAAGCCUCUCGUAAUUGAAAGUUCAAGGCUGUGGGAGAAGCCUAGAUCCACGCCAGCAACUUCACAGAAUGGACUUUGGCAGUCAGCAUCUCAGGUUGAAACCCAAGUGGUGGAAACCGAGGUCCAGCAGCAGGCAAAACCACCCCGCCAUCCUCCUCGGCGGAUCAGGCGUGUCACAUUGUUGCCAGAUAUCCUGGAGAGCCCCAAACCGCUCCCUGAUAGGCGCGGCACACUUGGGAUCUUCCAAUUCCCAUGGGGCGAUCGGUCAGAUAGUGCGACUGUGACAGCUUGGCCAUUGGCAUCAAUGAGCGUGUCUGACAUGAUUUUCCAGGCUGGUGCUGUGGAGAGGGGUGCGAGUGGAAUGAGCAUGCAGAGCAACGUCUCGGACUUUGACAUGGACGACUACGAGCAGGAUGAUGGGGAGUACAGUGACUACUACGACUCCAGUGAAACGUACGACAGCGACGACGACGACAUGUUCGAGCGCGUCGAGCCUAUGCCUGUGGCCCAGUCAACGGAUAAAUGGCUCCAGGAUGCCCCACCAGGAAAAAUGCUGGUAUCUCACGAGGACGAAAUGGAGUCUCGAUCAGAGUCCGAGUAUGACGACGACCAAAACUCAGGAUCAGAGGAAGAGGAAGAGCCCAUGUUCUUGAAACAUUUCCAGAUGUUGGAGCAUGAGCCAGUAACAAAUGGGUGUGAAGAGAUGUACAGCAGCGGCGAUGUGAGCGAUGACAAAGCCAAUCAACGGACAAGUCUCCGCACACAAGUCGAGCACGACAUUGAACAAACUGGAGAUUACAGUACAAAAGCCGAUGCUAGCGCAAAUACCCCCACUACAACACCGACAAUGACGCCUACGGAUUUUGAUCUCCGGCAAGAAAAAACUCGAAUCAGGGUCCCAGACCGUCGGCAGCCGCAGCAGAUUGCAUCAAUAAGCAUGCCCGUGCCGCAGAUGGCUCGCUGCUUAUUGAUGGAAGUGGACCAAGCUUCACCUCGCGCACCAAUCACCGACGUCGAUUCCCCUCAUGCGGAUGAAGAGCCCUGCACUGACAGGGACUCCAAGUCCCGUGGCGCUCCAAGCGCAGGGCACCCGCCAGCGCCUGUGCUUCUGUUCCGCUUCCUGGAGGGUUCCAUUCCAAUUUCUAAGCCAGUCCGCGGCCAUGGCAGUGCCAGCGACACCGUCAGUGUCUCUCCGAGCCCGCUCCCACUAAAUCCGCUCGUCGUGUACAAAUCCGAGACCCCGACAGGCCGACAACAAACUCUGGUUAUUAACUUGGAAUAUCCUGAGCCUUCGUCUUCCAGUUCUUCUCCCUCUCAAUCUCAGUUUUCAUCCAUCCAGCAAACAACAACCGCUACUCUCAAAUCUUCCAUGGCUCUGUGGACUCCCAGCACUCCAGUCACUCGUCCUAACCACGGACUUGCUCAACCCGACAGCGCAACUUGGAACUCUUAUCUGCCCACUGGUGAGGCCGCGCGCCUCGUACCCGCCAAGGCCGAUAUGCCUUCUAUCAAGAGCAACUCCCUCUGGACCGCACCAGCUAGAAAGGCUGAGUACAACAACUUCGGACUUUGGGGAACAAAGCAACCUCUGCCCGGCAUGUGGACUCACUCUCCCGUCAACACAAAGAUUUCCUACGGUCUUCCCCAGCCCGAUGCAGAGACCUGGGCAACUUAUCUUAUCGUUCAAGACGAUGCCAGCCGAGUAAAGCCUAGAGAGGCCGAACCCGCAACUGUUUACAGCACUUCUCUAUGGGCCCCCGUCAAACCCGUUAUUUCCGAAACCCAAUCCGAGAACGGUCUCUGGAGCGGAUCAAGCUCCGCAACUUCGGUGAGCGGCUCCGAACCCUCCACUCCCAGCGAUAAGGAGUCCGAGGCCAUCAAUUUUGGUUUGUGGGAACCCCUUCCCGCUGUCGUCGAAAACGAAGAGCCUGUUGGUCUCUUCAGCCUCAGCCACCGCCGCACCAACUACAAGACAACCAAGUUGGCGCCUGCUGCCCAGGGAAUGGAGCGCUCGCCUCGAAGGCCUCUUGAGGCAUUCCCCGACUUUGGAUUUGCCCAUCUCUGGAACAUGGCACCACUCUGGGACUCCAAGGCCAACGCUGCUGCCAUUAAGUUGCAGAGCGAAAUUGAUUCGUUGGUCCUGGAGGGUCUAUUCAGCCUGAAUCACCGCCGCAACACUUACCGCACUACCUCCGCAAGCCCCGCAGCGCUCGACACACGGCCCAAGCAGCGCAUCUCGCAGGAAUCUCUGCCGAAGCUCACCUCAGAUAGCCUCUGGUCUGUGCACGUAUCUCGCAAGGAUGUUAGCGAAGUCAACUGGCUUGCUGUCUCCACAAUCAGGCCGAGAGCAACUUCGGUUGCAUCUUACUCUGAUAACGAAUCUAUCAUGUCUGUACCUGCCCUUACCAGAACUUCUUCAAUGAAAUCUGAGAGGUCGCGCCCCGCCGCUACCCCCGAAGAGUGGCUCGCUGCUCUUGACGAGGCCAUCAGACUGGGAUCUGGCAAGACUAUGGAUAUCGACACCGAAGAUUCGUACCAGCUCUGGUCCAAGCCUGACGUCGAUAUUGACGAGCCUGCUAUCGCCUCUGCUGACCUGUGGAAGCCCAUGAACAGCCGCUUCCUCGAGUUGACUCCUACUCAGAGCGAAUUCGACAAGCUGCAUUCCGAGUCUGGCACUUCUCAGCGUGGUCGUACCCAAAAGGCCCGUCCCCCGAUGCCUAUGUACCCUGGUUCUUCCUCAUCUGCUUUCCUCCCUGGCGCAAGCGAGACACCCCGUGACUUCAGUACACAGGGGCUCUGGGCUCGCCCUCAAUCUCCUGGAAUCAAGGAGAACGGAUCCUGGAUGGACAAGUCCCUCCGAAAGGGACUGUCAUUCGUGCAGCUGUGGUAA